GGGAGAGAGGGAGGAAACAGCGCUGCUCCAAUGCGUCUGUGCAACACAGACUGAAGAAAAAAAAAACUUAUCGACUCACAAAACCAGAACCUGCGCUGCGCAAUUAGUGCGUGAAAAUUCACUUUUCCUUGGGUUUUGAAGAAAAUAAAUAAAGAAAUCAAGCUGGCUCAGUGCGUGUCUCAGCAGCCUACUUUGACAGGUGCUCCUCACCCCCUUUGGAGGACUGUCAACAGCAAGAGGAUGGCAUCAGAGCUGGCAAUGAGCAACUCCGACCUGCCCACCAGUCCCCUGGCCAUGGAAUAUGUUAAUGACUUCGAUCUGAUGAAGUUUGAAGUGAAAAAGGAGCCGGUGGAGCCCGAUCGCAGCAUCAACCAGUGCAGCCGCCUGGUCGCCGGGGGAUCCCUAUCUUCCACCCCGAUGAGCACGCCUUGCAGCUCGGUUCCCCCCUCUCCAAGCUUCUCGGCGCCCAGUCCGGGAUCAGGGAGCGAACAGAAGGCGCACUUGGAGGAUUUCUACUGGAUGACCGGGUACCAACAGCAGUUGAACCCCGAAGCUCUGGGCUUUAGCCCGGAGGACGCCGUAGAGGCGCUGAUCAGCAGCAGUCACCAGCUCCAGACCUUCGAUGGCUAUGCCAGAGGGCAGCAGUUCGGCGGCGCAGCCGGGGCAGGAGGCGCCAUGGCCGGGGAGGAGAUGGGGUCAGCGGCCGCUGUGGUGUCGGCGGUUAUCGCUGCAGCCGCAGCCCAGAACGGGGCUCCCCACCACCACCACCAUCAUCACCACCACCACCACACAGGAGCACACCAUCCCUCUUCCGGGUCCCAGUCCGGCGGCGGCGCGGGAGGAAACCACCAGCACCUGCGCUUGGAGGAGCGGUUCUCGGACGAGCAGCUGGUAACCAUGUCGGUGCGGGAACUGAACCGGCAACUGCGGGGGGUCAGCAAAGAGGAGGUGAUCCGUCUGAAACAGAAGAGGAGGACGCUAAAGAACAGAGGUUAUGCCCAGUCCUGUCGGUACAAGCGGGUCCAGCAGCGGCACGUCCUGGAAGGAGAGAAGACGCAACUCAUGCAGCAGGUGGACCACCUCAAGCAGGAGAUCUCCCGGCUGGCCAGGGAGAGGGACGUCUACAAGGAGAAAUACGAGAAGCUGAUCAGCACCGGCUUCAGAGAAAACGGAGGAUCCAGCAGCGACAACAACCCUUCAUCUCCAGAGUUUUUCAUGACGUCAAGAAAAUUCCUCCAUCUGUGAUAGAGAGCUGUGUUCGCUUGGUCCCUGCCAACAUGGAGUCUGAGAUAUCAUCACACUGGAACGCUGUUUCUUCAACAACCUACGGCACCCGGACUGCCAUAAAGCACAAUGUCUCAAAAGCGCCC
Messenger RNA from Melanotaenia boesemani (Boeseman's rainbowfish), 1370 nucleotides. Its product is annotated as transcription factor Maf-like. The record is from RefSeq and is a predicted model, not a curated record. Bases 241 to 1245 code for a protein of 334 amino acids. Gene Ontology annotation, cellular component: nucleus. The transcript is spliced from 3 exons. Gene Ontology annotation, molecular function: RNA polymerase II cis-regulatory region sequence-specific DNA binding; DNA-binding transcription factor activity, RNA polymerase II-specific. Lineage: Eukaryota; Metazoa; Chordata; Actinopteri; Atheriniformes; Melanotaeniidae. Gene Ontology annotation, biological process: regulation of transcription by RNA polymerase II.